Molecule: messenger RNA, 1854 nt
Organism: Enhydra lutris kenyoni (northern sea otter)
Lineage: Eukaryota; Metazoa; Chordata; Mammalia; Carnivora; Mustelidae
Product: keratin, type II cytoskeletal 1
Exons: 9
Coding region: 1-1854 (617 amino acids)
Biological process (GO): intermediate filament organization; keratinization
Cellular component (GO): keratin filament
Molecular function (GO): structural constituent of skin epidermis
Source: RefSeq, a predicted model, not a curated record
AUGAAUCGACACUUCAGUUCUAGGUCUGGGUACCGGAGCGGAGGGGGCUUUAGCUCUGGCUCUGCCGGAGUGGUCAGCUUCCAACGCAGGAGCACUAGCAGCUCUGUGCGCCACAGUGGGGGAGGUGGCGGGAGAUUUGCAGGGGGAAGAUGUGGAGGCGGUGGUGGCGGUGGUGGUUUUGGAAGUCGGAGCCUUGUCAACCUUGGUGGCAGUAAAAGUAUCUCCAUAAGUGUGGCCAGAGGAGGUGGACGUGGUGGCUUUGGGAGUGGUUAUGGUGGUGGUGGCUUUGGCGGUGGUGGCUUCGGAGGUGGUGGCUUUGGUGGUGGUUAUGGUGGUGGUGGCUUUGGGGGUGGUGGCUUUGGGGGUGGUGGCUUUGGGGGUGGUGGUUUUGGUGGAGGUGGUUUUGGUGGAGGUAGUUUUGGGCCUGUCUGCCCUCCUGGUGGCAUACAGGAAGUCACCAUCAACCAGAGCCUUCUGCAACCCCUUAAUGUGGAGAUUGACCCCGAGAUCCAAAAAGUAAAGACUCGAGAAAGGGAGCAAAUCAAGUCGCUCAACAACCAGUUUGCCUCCUUCAUUGACAAGGUGCGGUUCCUGGAGCAGCAGAACCAGGUGUUGCAAACAAAAUGGGAGCUGCUGCAACAGGUAGACACCUCCACUCGGACCCACAACUUAGAGCCCUACUUUGAGUCCUAUAUCAACAAUCUUAGAAGGAGAGUGGACCAACUGAAGAGUGACCAAUCUCGGAUGGAUUCAGAAUUGAAGAACAUGCAAGACCUGGUGGAAGAUUACCGGAACAAAUAUGAGGACGAGAUCAACAAGCGGACAAAUGCAGAAAAUGAAUUUGUGACCAUCAAGAAGGAUGUGGAUGCUGCUUAUAUGACUAAGGUGGACCUUCAGGCCAAAGUUGACAACUUGCAGCAGGAAAUUGAUUUCCUCACUGCACUCUACCAGGCAGAGUUGUCCCAGAUGCAGACUCAAAUCAGUGAAACCAAUGUCAUCCUGUCCAUGGACAACAACCGCAACCUGGACCUGGACAGCAUCAUCGCUGAGGUCAAAGCGCAGUAUGAGGAGAUCGCCCAGAAGAGCAAGGCUGAGGCUGAGGCCCUGUACCAGACCAAGUAUGAAGAGCUCCAGAUAACUGCUGGCAAACAUGGGGACAAUCUGAAGAGUACAAAGAUGGAGAUUUCAGAGCUGAAUCGGGUGGCCCAGAGACUGCGAUCUGAAAUUGAUAGUGUCAAGAAGCAGAUCUCUGCGCUGCAGCAGUCCAUCAGCGAUGCCGAGCAGCGUGGUGAGAAUGCCCUUAAAGAUGCCCAGGGCAAGCUGGCCGAGCUGGAGGAUGCCCUGCAGAAGGCCAAGGAGGACAUGGCCCGCCUGCUGCGUGACUACCAAGAGCUGAUGAACACCAAACUGGCCUUGGAUAUGGAGAUCGCCACCUACAGAACCCUUCUGGAAGGAGAGGAAAGCAGGAUGUCUGGAGAGUGUGCCCCGAGCGUGAGCGUGUCUGUGAACACCAGCCACACCACCAUCAGUGGAGGUAGCAGCAGAGGAGGCGGUGGCUUCGGCUCCGGUGGCGGCGGCGGCGGCGGCGGCUAUGGUUCUGGAGGUGGCAGUUACGGCUCCGGAGGUAGCAGUUAUGGCUCCGGAGGUGGCGGCGGCGGCAGCUAUGGUUCUGGAGGUGGCAGCGGCGGAGGCUACGGCUCCGGUAGCAGCAGUGGAGGCCACAGAGGCGGCAGCUGGGGUUCUGGCGGCGGGAGCUCCGGAGGCCGGGGAUCCAGCUCUGGGGGUACCAAGACCUCUAGUGGCGGUUCCAGCGUGAAGUUUGUUUCCACCAGCUAUUCCAGAGCCGUCAGAUAA